AAUAACACGUCGUUGCGGAGGUAUUUUUUAAUUCUGUUCUAUGCAGCAAGAGGUGCCUAGUGGUUUAUUUUCCCGAUCCCAAUCGCAUUCGGAAUGUCCGGGAUAAUGGACUUGAGUUUUCUCACCGAGGAAGAGCAGCGGAAGAUCCUUGAUGUCCUGAAACGGGACGAAAGAUUGAAAAAAGAGGAAGACAGACGAGUAAGGAAACUUAGACAAGAACUGCAAGAAUUGCGUAAAAAGGGAGCAAUAAAAGCAGAUACUGACAACUCAGGGAAAAAGUGUGCAAGAUGUCGGGAGUCAUUAGGGUGGUUCAUCAAUGCAGGCGAACUGUGUCCUAAGUGCCAACACAAAGUAUGCAAAAAGUGUCAAGUUUUACAGACAUCAGGGAGGAGAAAAUGGCUGUGCCUUGUAUGUAAUAAACAAAUGGAAAUCAAAGCCAGGACUGGUGAAUGGUUUUAUGAGAAGAUUCCACAAGUCAAUAAUGCGAAGUUAGUCGGCACUGAUCUAGUUCGUGCUUCCAUGCGAAGUGGCCCGCCAUCAAGAGGUAAAUACGUUUCAUUUUCAAAUUGA
Molecule: messenger RNA, 570 nt
Organism: Saccoglossus kowalevskii
Lineage: Eukaryota; Metazoa; Hemichordata; Enteropneusta; Harrimaniidae
Product: synaptotagmin-like protein 4
Biological process (GO): intracellular protein transport; exocytosis
Cellular component (GO): plasma membrane; exocytic vesicle
Molecular function (GO): neurexin family protein binding; small GTPase binding
Source: RefSeq, a predicted model, not a curated record